AAAAAUUAUUAAAUGGAAGUCUAAUAAUCUUUGACUGUUUGUGUAACUGGUGCUGCAGGAUAAAUUGCCUACAGUUUUAUUCCACUACUUUUGUCUGGUUAAGUUUUUGGUUAGGUUAAAAUCAACUUAAGAUUAUUGGAUAUUCCAAAAAUGGAAACAGCAUUAAAAGGAGUUGUAAUGGAAAUUGAAGAUUGUGCUUAUCCUUUAAUUGGAGAUAUUCAAUCUGGUUCAAAUCCUAAAGAAUUAUUUAAAAAUUGCGAUUUAAUAGGUAAUAAUAUAUUUUAUCUUAAGUAUUUUUGGGAGGAUUUCCUCGCUUACCAGGAAUGGAGAGAAAAGAUUUAUUAUAAAAAAAUGCUAAUAUUUUUAAAGAGUAAGGAGAAGCAUUAUAAGAAGUAGGAAAAGACGAUGUAAAAUGUUUGGUUGUUGCAAAUCCUGCAAAUACAAAUUGUUUAAUUUUAAGUAGAUAUGCAACUAAGUAUAUUAACAAUUUUAAUUUAGAAUUCCUCGUUAAAAUUUUACUUGUUUAACUCGUUUAGAUUAGAAUAGAGCAUAUGCAUAAGUUGCUUAAGCAUUAAAUAAACCAUUAAGUAGCCUUAAGAAUAUCAUAAUUUGGGGUAAUCAUUCAACUACUCAAUAUCCUUCUAUUGAACAUGCAACAGCUGAUGGAUAAUCUUUUGUUUUAACAGAUUAAGGUUAAUUUAUAGAAAGAAUUUAAAAAAGAGGAGCUGAAGUUUUAAAUGCUAGAGGUAAUAGUAGCGUUUUUUCUGCUGCAAAUGCUGUAAAAGGUAUUUUUUAUUAAUACUAUUAUAGAUCAUAUAAAAGAUUGGUUUAAUGGAAGAGAAGAUACUUUAUUGUCUCUUGGAGUUCUUUCAAAUGGAGAAUAUGGUGUGUAAAGUGGAUUAUGUUUUUCAUUUCCAAUUAGAUGUUCUGGUGCAUUUAAAUAUGAAAUUGUUUCAAAUUUAGAAUUGAGUGAUUUUUCUAAAUAAAAACUAAAAGUAACUGAAGAAGAACUUAUAUAAGAAAAGGGUUUAGCAGAAUCAAUUUGAUUGAUAAAGG
Paramecium sonneborni is the source of this 1056-nucleotide messenger RNA. Lineage: Eukaryota; Ciliophora; Oligohymenophorea; Peniculida; Parameciidae. The record is from the annotation of a GenBank genome assembly.